ACCUCUCCUUUCAAUUUAUGUGACACAUCUUGAAUUGCAAAAGUCAAACAAAUUUAUCUUUGACGGGAGAGGUGGUGAGAAGUAUUGAGAGAUCAAAAUGCUUGCAAGGAAAGCUGGUUUAAUUGCUCUGUUCGAUGUUGAUGGAACUCUAACAGCACCCAGGAAGGAAUGUACUCCAGAAAUGUUGAAAUUCAUGCGAGAACUUAGAAAGGUUGUUACAAUUGGAGUUGUUGGAGGUUCUGAUCUUGUGAAGAUAUCAGAACAACUUGACAAUUCAGUUAUGAAUGAUUAUGAUUACGUAUUCUCUGAAAAUGGACUUGUAGCACAUAAGGAUGGCAAGCUUAUAGGAAAACAGAUAAUGAGCUUGAAGUCAUUUCUCGGAGAUGAGAAGCUCAAGGAAUUUAUCAACUUCACCCUUCGUUAUAUUGCUAACUUGGAUAUUCCAAUAAAAAGGCGGGCAUGUCAAACACUAUUGCUUGGAUCCUCCAAAAAUGUCGCUGCAUCUGUAGGAACAUUCAUUGAGUUCAGAAGUGGCAUGCUAAAUGUGUCGCCUAUUGGGGGAAACUGUAGUCAGGAAGAGAGGGAAGAAUUUGUUAAGUAUGACAAGGUACAAAAGAUACGCGAAACAAUGAUAUCAGUGCUUAGAGGAAAGUUUGCACACCUUAAUUUUACCUUCUCCAUUGGUGGCCAAAUAAGUUUUGAUGUUUUCCCCCAAGGCUGGGACAAGACUUAUUGUUUGAGAUACCUCGAAGAAUUUAAUGAAAUCCACUUUUUUGGUGACAAAACAUACAAGGGAGGAAAUGACCAUGAGAUUUACGAGUCUAAGAGAACUGUUGGUCACACAGUUACUAGCCCGGAGGAUACAAUGAAGCAGUGUUCUGUUCUAUUCUUCAACAAGGAUAAUGGAACUUUAUGAGCUUGUUGCAAUUUUCCAAUACACGUACAAUUGUAUGCUUGUAACCUAUGAACGACAGAAAUGAAUAAUUCCUAUAAAUUCUUAUAUUGAAUUUACUCAUUAAAAUUAUAUAAUUUUAGUUUCCAUACAUUUGAGGUGGGAUGUAUACUUGUGAGUCAUGUGAACCAGAUUCUCUAAGAAAUCCCUUGAGGUGGUCUUGUUUUUGUGAGAUAAUCUAUACUUUUUAUGUCGA
This is a messenger RNA of Solanum pennellii, 1148 nucleotides long. RefSeq names its product phosphomannomutase-like. NCBI's taxonomy places the organism in Eukaryota, Viridiplantae, Streptophyta, Magnoliopsida, Solanales, Solanaceae. Gene Ontology annotation, cellular component: cytosol. Bases 98 to 916 code for a protein of 272 amino acids. The record is from RefSeq and is a predicted model, not a curated record. Gene Ontology annotation, biological process: mannose metabolic process; GDP-mannose biosynthetic process; protein N-linked glycosylation. The transcript has 12 exons. Gene Ontology annotation, molecular function: phosphomannomutase activity.